Soboliphyme baturini is the source of this 1338-nucleotide messenger RNA. Lineage: Eukaryota; Metazoa; Nematoda; Enoplea; Dioctophymatida; Soboliphymatidae. The record is from the annotation of a GenBank genome assembly.
AUGAGGGAAAUUGUUCAUAUUCAGGCCGGUCAGUGCGGCAACCAAAUUGGAGCAAAGUUCUGGGAAGUGAUCUCAGACGAGCAUGGCAUCGAUCCGACAGGAACGUACCACGGUGAUUCAGACUUGCAAUUAGAACGCAUCAACGUGUACUACAAUGAGGCUACGGGAGGAAAAUAUGUUCCUCGAGCGAUUCUGGUCGAUCUGGAACCAGGCACGAUGGACAGUGUUCGAGCUGGACCAUUUGGACAACUUUUCAGACCGGAUAACUUCAUUUUCGGUCAAAGCGGUGCCGGUAACAACUGGGCGAAGGGACAUUACACAGAAGGCGCCGAAUUAGUUGACAGCGUGCUAGACGUCAUUCGAAAAGAGUCUGAGAGCUGUGACUGUCUUCAAGGAUUCCAGCUCACUCAUUCCCUUGGCGGUGGAACCGGUAGUGGCAUGGGAACGCUGCUUAUCUCCAAAAUUAGGGAAGAAUAUCCAGAUCGAAUAAUGACGACGUUUAGCGUCGUUCCUUCUCCUAAGGUCUCUGAUACGGUUGUGGAGCCGUACAAUGCGACACUCUCUGUACACCAGCUGGUAGAAAAUACAGACGAAACUUUCUGCAUAGAUAACGAAGCGCUUUACGAUAUUUGCUUCCGUACUUUAAAACUUACCACCCCGACUUACGGAGAUUUAAACCACCUGGUUUCUGCCACUAUGUCUGGCGUGACAACAUGCUUGCGUUUCCCAGGUCAGUUGAACGCAGACUUACGGAAACUAGCCGUUAACAUGGUUCCAUUCCCACGAUUACACUUUUUUAUGCCUGGGUUUACGCCAUUGACUUCAAGAGGUAGCCAAGGAUACAGAGCACUUACUGUACCAGAACUUACUCAGCAGAUGUUCGAUGCCAAGAACAUGAUGGCAGCUUGCGAUCCUCGUCACGGACGAUAUCUCACCGUGGCAGCAAUAUUCCGAGGAAGAAUGUCAAUGAAGGAAGUUGAUGAGCAGAUGCUUAAUGUACAAAACAAGAAUAGUUCUUAUUUCGUCGAAUGGAUUCCUAACAACGUAAAGACAGCUGUGUGCGACAUUCCACCUAGAGGUCUUAAGAUGUCAGCUACCUUCAUUGGCAACUCCACUGCCAUCCAGGAACUUUUCAAGCGUAUUUCCGAACAGUUUACCGCGAUGUUUCGCCGAAAGGCAUUUCUCCACUGGUAUACUGGUGAAGGAAUGGAUGAAAUGGAAUUUACUGAGGCAGAGAGCAACAUGAAUGAUCUGGUCAGCGAGUAUCAGCAAUAUCAAGAAGCCGGCGUCGAAGAAGAUGGAGAGUACGAAGAAGAACAGCAGUAUGAGAAGGAAUAA